Messenger RNA from Marchantia polymorpha subsp. ruderalis, 814 nucleotides. The record is from the annotation of a GenBank genome assembly. Lineage: Eukaryota; Viridiplantae; Streptophyta; Marchantiopsida; Marchantiales; Marchantiaceae.
CUGCAAAACCCUAGUACAGUAUAUGCAGAACAUCUUAUUUGCACGGUGCAUCCACAUCUCCGGAAACGAUUUCCGGGUCGUGGUUUAAGCUUCGUGACGCACAGUGCGGUACUGGGGCACGCAAAGGAAUCAGCCUUUGACAAUUGUUGAAGCACUUCUCGACAUUGUGACGAGACAGCGCCGGUUCUUCGAGGAUUUUCGCGCUGGAACAAUAUCUCUUCAGGGUGUGAGUAGUCAUGGAUCCCUUUGGAGCACCUCCUUCUUCACUGUCAGGAACUCAAGCCUCAAACGAGCAUAUGAUGGGCCAGCUAAAACAGCAACUUGCGCAAGCCUAUGCCGAGGAGUUUUUUUCGACUGUCCGAGACAAAUGCUUCACAAAAUGUGUACCAAAGCCCAGUACCAGUCUGAGUGGGAGCGAGAGUAGCUGUAUCACCAAAUGUGUCGAACGUUACAUCGAGGCCACAGGUAUCGUGAGCCGAGCUGUCUUCACUGCCCUUCCGCGAUAGAUUAUAGACCCCCACCUGAUAUUUGUGUGGGGGAUGGAUUUAUAAGCAUUCAAUUUACCUCCCAUACCUUGGUUGCACCGAUGUUGAGUUGCAACAUUUCUCAAAGCCCGUAUGCAGAAUACGAGAACGUAGAGUAUAUAGCUCAAUACGCGUCUUUCGAUGGGUUCAAAUGACAUUUUUACAGAAAAAAAAACCGUGCAAAUUUUUUUUAUUCCGUUCAUUUGAAGUGAGCCAUAAGGGUGUGUAACCAACAUUCAAUAUUUUCCUCCAAGAGUGCCUAAGCUUACCUUCUCCUACAAAUAUGACUG